Insectozyma verbasci is the source of this 219-nucleotide messenger RNA. Lineage: Eukaryota; Fungi; Ascomycota; Pichiomycetes; Serinales; Debaryomycetaceae. The record is from the annotation of a GenBank genome assembly.
AUGAUUAUACCUAUUAGAUGCUUUUCUUGUGGUAAAGUGGUUGGUGAUAAAUGGGAAACUUAUUUAGAAUACUUACAAGAUGAAUCUAUGACUGAAGGUGAUGCUUUAGAUAAGUUAAAAUUAAAAAGAUAUUGUUGUAGAAGAAUGGUUUUAACUCAUGUUGAUUUAAUUGAAAAAUUUUUAAGAUAUAAUCCAUUGGAAAAGAAAACUAUAGAUUAG